AUAAAAAAAAAUCUAUAUCAUAAUAAAUUAUUUAUAUUAUAAUGAACAACUUGUACCAAAAGAACUAUUGAUAAUGGGAAUGGGAAGAAUAUUGAUGCACCUUUGUUGAAAAUUUGAAUACGUACAACAGACCGAACAACUUUGUGUUUUAAAUUAGCUAGUUUAGUUUAUUUUAUUUUAUUUAAAGCAAAAAAUAUUAUUUCUUUUAGGAAGUUAGCAAAAGAAAUAUUAUUAAUAGCCUUAAUAGGCCCACCCAAGAAACUUCAUACUUGCUUUGUUGAUGAUGAAUGUUCUAAAUUAAAUAGACUUAAAAUGUUCCAAGUUGCCACCAAUAAUCAAUAUGACCUCCCAAGAAACUUCAUAGUUGCCUGCCUCAUUGAUGGUUUGUGUUCUUAACUAUUUGCAGUAUAUAGUUGUACCAAACCAAAAUAAUAUAAUUUGCAGUGUGCAUGUACACACACACACACACAUCCUCCUGUUAACAUUUCUUCUAUCUAUACUACAAUACUACUGUCUUGUCUUCAGUGUUCUGUUAUAAAUGGAAAAUUAUGAAGAACAGUCACAUGGUUUCACUUAUGAUGUUUUCCUCAGUUUUAGAGGGGAAGACACGCGGCACAAUUUUAUUGGAUAUCUUCGUGAUGCAUUGCGGCAGAGGAGAAUCAAUGCUUUCUUUGAUGAUGCGAAUCUGGAAUUAGGAGAAGACAUUUCACCUGCCCUUUUAAAAGCCAUUAAAGAAUCUAAGAUCUUAGUUAUUGUUUUUUCUGAGAAUUACGCAUCUUCCGGGUGGUGUCUUAGGGAACUAGUGAAGAUCAUGGAAUGUAGGGAAAAAAACAAUAAACAAAUCGCUUUCCCAAUUUUUUACCAUGUUAAUCCAUCUGAUAUACGACGUCAAAGAAAUAGCUAUGGAGAAGCCAUGGUUGUUCAUCAGAAUACGUUUGGAAAAGACUCGGAAAAUAUAAAGGCAUGGACAACAGCAUUGUCUGAAGCUGCAAACUUGAAAGGUCACCACAUCCACACCGGGUUCGAAAUCGAUCAUGUUACAGAGAUUGCCAAAGAGAUUGCCAAAAAGGUCCAUGCUAAGAUAGCUCCUAAACCUUUACCUGUUAGUGAGAAACUAUAUGGACUUGAUCAACACAUAGAAGAAGUGAAGUCACUUCUAGACUUGAAACCAAAUGAUGACACUGUAUGCUUGUUGGGCAUAAUUGGACUUGGCGGAAUAGGGAAAACUGAACUUGCCAAAGCACUGUAUAACAAGAUUGUGCACAAAUUUGAAGCUGCAAGUAUACUUGAAAAUGUUAGAGAGAAGUGGAACAGAAUCAAUGGCCCAGAAUAUCUACAAAAGACCCUUUUAUUAGAGAUGUUUGAGGAGCCAGAAACUGCGUGGGGAAGUACAAGUAAAGGAAUCAAAGAAAUAAAACACAAGCUUGGAAGGAAAAAGGUUCUUUUGGUACUUGACGAUGUUGAUGAGAUGAAACAAUUAGAAAACUUGGCAGGAGGAAGUGAUUGGUUUGGUCCAGGUAGUAGGAUCAUAAUAACUACAAGGGAUAAAGGUUUGCUCGUGGGUACUUAUUUAAUAGAGGUUAAGACUUAUGAAAUGACUGGACUUAAUGAUCAACAUUCUCUUGAGUUGUUUUGUAGAAAUGCAUUUGGAAAAAACAAUCCUAAAACAGGAUAUGAAUCUAUGUCUUCUCGCGCGGUUGGUUAUGCGAAAGGUCUUCCAUUGGCUUUAAAAGUUAUAGGCUCCAAUUUGUCUACUAGAAAAAGUUUAAAAGCUUGGGAGAAUGCAUUGAAAGAUUAUGAGAGGAUUCCACUGAAAGCGAUUCAAGAUGUGCUUAAAUUAAGCUAUGAUGUGUUGGAGCAUUAUGCACAAAGUGUUUUCCUAGAUAUAGCUUGCUUCUUCACAGGGAAAAGCGUGGAAUAUGUUGAAGAAAUACUUUAUGAAUUCAGCGCAGCAUCAAAUAUUGAAGAGCUUGUUAAUAAAGGUCUCUUGAAUGUCGAUAAUGGCCACUUGAAUAUGCAUUACCUAAUACGUGAUAUGGGUAGAGAGAUUGUUAGGCAAGAGGCACCAAAUAAUCCUGCAAAACGUAGUAGAUUAUGGUUUCAUCAAGAUGUCAUUGAUGUAUUAUCGGCCAACGAUUCAGGGUGUGAUGCAAUUCAAGGGAUAAUGCUUGAACCUCCUGAAUAUACAACAGAAGUAUAUUUGAAUGAUUAUACUUUUGAGAAGAUGAACCGUCUCAGAAUUCUCAUUGUUAAAAAUAUAUAUGUUUCAUCAGAGCCUAAACAUCUUCCAAAUCAUUUAAGGCUACUUGACUGGAAGGAAUACCCUUCAAAGACUUUCCCACCAAAAUUUUAUCCGAGAAAUAUCAUCAUCUUAAAUUUGCCUGAUAGUCAACUUACAAUGGAAGAGCCAUUUAAGCAAUUUACGUAUCUGACUGUCAUGAAUUUCUCAAAUAAUCAAUCUAUCACAACAAUGCCUGACGUGUCCAAAGUUGAAAAUUUGAGAGAAUUGCGACUUGAUGAUUGUAAGAACUUAACUACUGUUCAUGAAUCCAUUGUAUUUCUCCAACGUCUUGUUCACUUAAGCGCUUUGGGAUGCACCAAACUUGAAAUCUUUCCGCAAAGAAUGUUUUUACCAUCUCUAGAAGUCCUUGACCUUGAUUGGUGUAAAAAACUUGAACACUUCCCAGAUAUAGUGAACAAGAUGAAUAAACCAUUGAAGAUUCGUAUGAGUCAUACCUCUAUUAAGAAGCUGCCAAAUUCUGUCGGUAAUCUUAUUGGACUUGUUUCAAUAGACAUGGAACAUAGUGAGAAACUCGAAUAUCUACCAAGUAGCUUAUUCAGUUUACCAAAUGUUGUUGCUUUUGACUUUGGAAGUUGUUCUAAACUUGGUGGAUCUAUCAAAAGAUUUCUACCUGAUAGCCCUUCAGAAGGCAAUGAAUGUUCAACAUUAAAAACAAUGCAUUUUGAAAAAAGCAGUUUGUCAGAUGAAGAUAUGCAGGCAAUACUCAUAUGUUUUCCAAAAUUAGAAGAAUUGUUUGUAUCAAAGAACAAUUUGGUCUCUCUGCCAGCGUGCAUUAUAGGGUCUACUCACUUGACAAAUCUUGAUGUCAGUGAUUGCAAAAUGCUUAGAGAAAUUCCCCAAUGCACCAACUUGAGAAUUCUGGAUGUCCAUGGUUGUACGAGCCUUACAGAUAUUUCAGAGUUGCCAUGCACAAUUCAAAAAAUAGAUGCAAUAAAUUGCUUCAACUUAUCUUCGGAUACAUCAGACAUGCUAUGGGAUCAGGUGAAAAAAGAGAGGAGUGGAUUAGAAAUUGUGAUGCCUAGAACCAAUGUUCCAAAAUGGUUCGAUUAUAGACGCGAAAGAGGAAUUCCGUGUUUAUGGGUUCGUGAGAAGUUUCCCAUUAAUGUUGCUUUUGCAUUGGUGUUCCAAGCUGUUGCAGAUGGGAUCAAAAGAAUAGAUCUCGAUUUUGUUAAACUUCAUUUGGUUAUCAACGGUCAACGUGUCCCUCACAAAAGCAAUUACAACAUCAUGAUUGAACCAAAUCAUGUUUCAGUUUGUGAUCUACGAUUGUUAUACAAUGAUGACGAGUGGCUAAGCAUUGAUGCAUUACUUCUUAAGCAUAAAUGGAAUAAAGUGCAAAUUUCAUAUGAAGCGGAGAAUAGUAUCGUGACACUAAGUGAAUGGGGAAUUUUUGUGUACAAACAAGGAACUGAUAACUUGGAAGAACAUGUUCAAUUCCUGUGUCCUAUGCCUGUUAUUGGUCAAGAUUCUGGAUCUCCUUCUACCGUUGCUAUGGAUGUGGUAUCUUCCUCCGAGUUCAGGGAAUUCAAGGAAGAGAUAAGAGGAGAGAUGGCCACUCAAAAGGACAAUCAAGCUGCUAUGAAGAAUCAGUUGGAUACCAUACAGCAGCUCUUGUUGACUUUAGCCUCCAAACAAACCUAGGAUACCAUGUUUAUUGCACAAUUCUAUGUAUCUCUAGUUGUUUUUCUCCUUAACUGCUUGUACUCAAUUUUUUCAAUCUAAUACAAACAUUUUUUGUUUAUCUUCAA
Messenger RNA from Trifolium pratense (red clover), 4050 nucleotides. Its product is annotated as disease resistance protein RUN1-like. NCBI's taxonomy places the organism in Eukaryota, Viridiplantae, Streptophyta, Magnoliopsida, Fabales, Fabaceae. Gene Ontology annotation, biological process: defense response; signal transduction. Gene Ontology annotation, molecular function: ADP binding. The transcript is spliced from 5 exons. The coding region runs from base 539 to 3943 and encodes 1134 amino acids. The record is from RefSeq and is a predicted model, not a curated record.